This is a messenger RNA of Dreissena polymorpha, 1952 nucleotides long. RefSeq lists its product as uncharacterized. The transcript has 2 exons. Lineage: Eukaryota; Metazoa; Mollusca; Bivalvia; Myida; Dreissenidae. The record is from RefSeq and is a predicted model, not a curated record. The coding region runs from base 8 to 1450 and encodes 480 amino acids.
GCUAAAAAUGACAGAAGGAGGCGCCGAUCGUAGCAUGCCAGAAACCGAAAGGGUUCAAAUGCAAAGCAGGCUGUACAGCCGCCACUCUAGGAAUUAUGUUGAAAGUGUGUCCGUGGAAGUAUGCAAUAUCAUGACCCAGCUAGGAUAUGGAGAGGAAAUCAGACGGAUGCGUGUUGAGAAGUACAGGGCACAGGAUACGCAGGUGAACUCAAUAGCAAAUAUUUUUUCAUGUCAAACUACAGUUGGCAGCAAGGCCGAGGGGCUUACCUUCAGUUUUGAAAGCGAUCGUGACCAUAUAAUCGUGCGUGAAGGUGUCACCUGCUUAGAAGCUGGAGUCGAUCUACGCACCAUACCAGACGACAUAGAAGUGUACAGAAUGGAUACAAGUGUAUACCCAGGACAUUGCAGGAUGUUACUGGAGAGACCUGCUUCCAAACGUUUUAUUGAAAUUAUAAAUUCUCUGUGUGAUGACGGAAAAGGGAACACUAUUCUUAGCAGCGGUUUAUUUCUUGAUGGAUGUGCAAAAUACACGCAUGGGUUUUGGGGUGCAAUUCCAGGUGAACGCGCGGGGCCCUCACUUCCUGUGUCAACAAAAAUAGGAGGAUUUAAAAGCGACAUUGUGUUUGCUUUUCCCUGUCAAUGCCCCGGCAUCCUGCACAGAUGGGCUCAUCGACCUCGACUUUGGCCGCAACCAGAUGUCGUGCAGAAAAUUGUAUUAUUAGGAUCAUUUGUUACCCCUAUAGGCUUUAAAGGCAGCGAAUAUGGAUAUUUAGAAUGGAGGAUUUGCUUUAACACGGGUGAAACGGAACUCGUUAACAAUCUAACUGAUACUCAGGCAAAAGUGUAUGUAAUUCUUAAAAUGAUUUUAAAAGAGAUACUAAAACCAAAAACUAAAGCAGUAACAUCCUAUGUGCUGAAAAAUGUUAUACUUUGGCAAGCAGAAAGCAAUUCACCCGCACUAUUUCAAGAGAGAAAUUUGAUCUACUGGUUACAUGACGCACUGGGAACACUCAGAACUGCAAUUUCCUCUAAACAGCUGCCAUACUACAUGAUUCCUGAGCGUAAUCUGAUGGCAGCAUGUGGAUUGCAGGAAGUACAGCAGCAUAAAUUGGUAGCAGAUAUCUUAGACAUGAUGGACGAAGGUCCACGUGUCAUACUGAGAUUGCCGAAGAUACGACAGGCAAUUAUCGGUCACCCAGAGCCGCUGUUGUGGUUAAUCAGGAGAAAGCUGGAGCUGGAGAUGAUAUACCUGGAGUUUAUGAACAGAAUGUUGCAAAUUAGAAAUGAGAACUGGGAGUUUGAUUGUUCGGAUACCAUACUGCAGGAGAUACUGAGACGUCAGUCCGAGAUACAUAGAGAGGUCAGUCUACGGAUGUUUAUGGAAGGCAACAUCGUUUAUAACCCAUAUGAUAUAAAUUUUGUUAAUAUAUUUUACAAAAUUCAGAUGUAAUCAUGAAUUAAACUGAUAUCUCAUUAUCUCUAUCUCGAUAUCUGCGGAAUAUUUAGAAGGCAUUGUUGUUUCUAAUCAGAUUCACAUUUUCAGUGGAACGAUGAUGAACACAUUAUUUUAAGGUAUAUAUUUCAUAUAAUCACACUGCUUCGGUUGAUUGUACGUUCGUUGCAUUUGGUUCUUGUAUUGUAUGUUGGAAAACUAAUUUAAGUAGCAUUAAUAACACAAAUUGAUAUGAUUUAGUUGAGGGCAAGUUGUAGUCGUAGUGAUGGUGUGGAAUUUGUGUAAGUGGUAGUUGUGGUGAUGGAAGGUAUUCAUGUAACCUUAUCCUUGUCAUCAAUGGGCAUUGUUGAUUUCAAUUGUUGUUUUUUAUUACGAUUGUAAAGUUAUUUGAAGAAUAUUUAGAUCUUUAGUUAAUAUCGUGAUAAUGUACAUUUUAAGCUAUAGUUUACGAUGCCCGAUUUCAAAUAUUUUUAAACUGUUAUAUGUUCCGGAACAUUGU